Chrysoperla carnea is the source of this 1501-nucleotide messenger RNA. Its product is annotated as chitinase-like protein EN03. NCBI's taxonomy places the organism in Eukaryota, Metazoa, Arthropoda, Insecta, Neuroptera, Chrysopidae. The transcript has 6 exons. Bases 111 to 1457 code for a protein of 448 amino acids. Gene Ontology annotation, biological process: carbohydrate metabolic process; chitin catabolic process. The record is from RefSeq and is a predicted model, not a curated record. Gene Ontology annotation, cellular component: extracellular region. Gene Ontology annotation, molecular function: chitin binding.
AACACUGGCAUCAAAUUGACAAACAACUCAGUAUUCAGUUAAGCAGUCGAUUCAACAACAGCUUAACUAGUGUAUUAAUUUUAACCCAACAAACAGUUCCAACAAUCAAAAUGCGGAGUCAUACUUUGGCCCUAGGUGCCUUAUUACUUUUGUCCAUCGCAUGGGCUACAAAUGCGAAAAGUGUUGUUUGCUACUAUAAUAGCAAAGGUUUUCAUCGAGACGGCCAAGCUAAAUUUCGACAUCUUGAUUUUGAUGCAGCUCUUCCAUAUUGUACCCAUUUAAUUUAUGGUUAUGCUGGUAUUGAAGCUGAUACACACAAAAUUACUUCUUUGGAUUCAAUGCUUGAUCUUCCUGCUGGAAAUGAUAAUUACAGAGCGAUUACAAAAUUGAAGAGCCGUUUCCCAGCUCUAAAAAUUUUACUUUCAGUUGGUGGAAAUGCUGAUACAGAUAAAAGCAAAUAUUUGAGUUUGCUUGAAUCGGCCGAAGCACGCACAUCGUUCGUAAAUUCCGCUUUUAGUUUUAUUCGUGUCUAUGGAUUUGAUGGCCUUGAUUUAGCUUGGGAGUUCCCAGAAACAAAACCAAAACGUAUUCGUGGUACCUUCGGAUCCAUUUGGCAUGGAAUUAAGAAGACAUUUGGUACAACUAAAAUUGAUGACAAUGAAGAAGCACAUCGUGAACAGUUUGCAGAUUUAGUACGUCAAACUAGAGCAGCCUUCAAACCAGAUAAACUCAUGUUAACAGUUUCUGUAAUUCCAAACGUGAACAAUUCAAUUUACUUCGAUGUUCGAAAAAUUAUCCCAGAAGUUGAUCAAGUACAUCUUUUAGCGUACGACUAUUAUACACCUGAACGCAAUCCAAAAGAAGCUGAUUACUCAGCACCAUUGUACGAAUUAAUCGACCGUAAACCAGACGCAAAUGCAAAUGCAGCUGUUCGCUAUUGGUUGGAUCAUGGUGCACCUGCAACAAAAAUUAUUCUUGGUAUUCCUACGCAUGCAAGAACAUUUAAAAUGACAUCCGAUUCAGUUGUGUCUGGAGUACCACCACUAACCAUUGAUGGACCAGGUGAAGCUGGCGCAUAUACCAAAGAAGAAGGUCUUUUAAGUUAUGCUGAAGUUUGCACGAAAAUUAAUUCACCAGUUAGUACUAAAGGAGCCGCUGCAAAAUUACGCAAAAUUGGAGACCCAACAAAACGUUACGAAGGCAAUGAUACUUUAACACAUUAUCCUGACAUUCCAAAACGAUACGGUUGUUAUGCAUUCCGAUUACCUGAUGAAAAUGAAGAACAUGGUAUUUGGGUUUCAUACGAAGAUCCUGAUGUAGUAAAGGAAAAAGCAACUUACGCUAAACAUAACGGUCUUGGUGGAAUCGCUUUUAAUGAUUUAACACUUGAUGAUUUCAAAGGUUUAUGUACCACAACCAAAUAUCCACUUUUGAUCGCAGGUAGAUCUAAUUUGUAAAUUAACAUGUUUAAGACUAAUAUUAUUUUAAUUUAAAGUUUAUU